This is a messenger RNA of Linum trigynum, 2484 nucleotides long. The record is from the annotation of a GenBank genome assembly. Lineage: Eukaryota; Viridiplantae; Streptophyta; Magnoliopsida; Malpighiales; Linaceae.
AUAUAUUUUAUGUUGGGUUGAGUUUUUACUUAAAAAUAUUGUCAACCCGACCCAACCCAAUUAGAAACAAACCGUAGGGUUUAAUUUUUUUUUUUGGUGGGUUUGGGUUUGAUUUUUUCCAAACCGUAGUAUAUGGGUUGGGUGAUUAAAAUAGCUAAACCCGAACCACCCGACCCAUGUACACCCCUCGGUGGAAUAACUGACUGCUCCUUAUUCUAGUAUAUGUAUGAUUUAUUUCCUCUCAUGAAUCCUUGUCUCAGGUGCUUUGAAAAUUCUGGAACAGCACUUGGAUCAAUAAAGUUGAGAAGAGGGAAUCUAGUGGAAAUUUUGGGAAGAGACAAUGAGCCUGAUGGUGGAUCAUGGUUUCCAGGCCAGGUGAUUUCAGCACGUGAAGCCCAUUUCAUUGUGAGCUAUGAAUCACCUGGGGACGAAGAUGGAGAGCUUUUGACCGAGAAGGUGGUUGAACGGAGGAAAGAAGAGUUGUACCGAAGACUUUCUCUUAGCAUACAAGACAGAGUUCCCUUAGCCGUGCAGUGAGCGGUACUCCAUCCACAGUGCUGUCUACGGAUCCUUUCCCGGAUUCGGGUUCGUAUUAGUCUCCCCAGCGGCUUAGUCACAAGCUCCCUGCCCUAUUUUUUUUUAUAGCUUAUAGCAGAAGUAAGGAGUGUGCAAGUCUAGUUGUCACUCGGAGCCACUCUGUAAACACCGUUAGUCAAUAGGUUAGUUACCGUGUUCGGUAUCGACAGAGAAAGUAUGGAAUGACAGUGACACAAUAGCUCUAACAGAAGCAAACUGUCAAGAGGGAGCAGUGCAGUCAGUAUACAGAGUCGGCUUUUUAACCAUUCGAUUCGCGGGCUUAGUCACCCCUACCCUAUGGAUGGUUUCAUAGCUUCUGUCAGGUCAGGAGUGAACGAAGUAAAGGUGGUUUCAAGAAAGCCUUCCGUUGAUUGUGCGUUUACGCUUUGUUUAAGCAGCUUUUAAUGCGCUUUAGAAUCCAAAUAGCCAAUUGCAGGGGAAGGGGAUAGCACAAGUGAAUCAGCUGUGAGUGCUGCCGCUGCUUGAGUACUCGUAUCCGCUCUUGCUUUUGGGGGAAUAGGCUGGUCUUUCAUCCCUAUCCCUGGCUAUUGAAUACCCAGUGUUGGUAAUAAGCCUUACCGCUCUUACUCUUCCCACUGCAUCGAGAAUAACCUGCCUACCCGCUGUUCAUGGCAUUUCCGCUGUCGGUAAUAGAGGGGGCCUUACAAGUGAAUGGUGUUGAAACCUAGCCCGUCAUAGGAGUGUUGGACCUCAAAAAAGGCUCUAUUUACUAGGGGCAAGCCUAUUUGUGUGCAUUGAUUGAAUACCGGUUUGUUUGCAUUGGUACAUAAAGAGAAGCGCUUGGCACACUUCAGCGCUACUAGUCUUAGUCAAUCUUAUUAUUCGAAGCUUUCUGCGUUCAGUCAAUCUAAAAGGACUUCUAUUUAGAGACACCUAUCCUUAGCAGUCCUUUUCGAGCUCUCCCAUAUUAGGGAUAGGGAGAUUCCAAAAUACCGUCUCAAUUCAUCCAAGCAUGUUUGGGUACUUUUUGAACCCGGAGUAAAAUGAAAGGUAAAAGCUCAUGCAUGUCGAUGUGAGGAUAGGUCGUUCGUUGCCUUAUUCUUCUCAUUCUAACUUCUUUUCCUUUGCCGGUCUCCGCCCUUUUGCUUGGAAAGCGCACUGGAGAUAUUUUGGCUUUCUUGGCGUGCUUCUGAGAGGAAGUUUUUAUUCUACUGGUCUUCCUCUUGUGAUUACGAUUUCAAAUACAUACCAAACUUUCCAGAGGAGAUGCCGGUGAAGACUACCAGCCAAUGAUGGACCUGGGCCUACUACCGCCAAGUAGCCUAUGAAGUCUCAAAUUGAGUACUAAAGUCAAACUCAUUGUCCCCCCCAAAAGAGCAGCAACAAUCAACCCAUGGCAAAGCAGCAUACCCGUUUCAGCAUAGUCGCUCGUCUAAGGAGCCCCAAGUAACGAAUCCGAAUGCCUAUCUCCCGUUUAAUAAGACUUAUUGGAAUGGAAGAAGGAGAGAGGGGAUUUUAAAUUAAAAGCCAAACUGACAAUCGAGAGCCCGAUGCCGGUGAGUCAGGUAGGGCAGAGGAAAUGAAUUCAACAAUUCCAUGAGCGGUGGUUGGAGCGGACCUUUCCGUAAGGGAAGGCAUAGAUCCUCGAUCCAAGUCUCGUCUUUUGAGUGACGAUGUUCUUUCAGUUUUGGAAGUAAAGGUCAAAUCUUAAGCAGCAGAUACCACUAGAGAAAAUGCGGAUGAAAGAUAUGCUUAAAGAGAAUAAUCCGAUCUUUCAUCCACUGAAUCGAAUCAUACAUAACAUACGAUUUUGAAUCUGCAGAAUCAUAGGAAUUACACUGCCACUAAAACAUCGUUAUCUGGUCCGUCGCACGGAUGUGGUUUUCCACGACGGCAGGGUUCGCGUUCGCCGGGAGCCUGUGUCUCCAAAAAAGGGCUGUUAAGGUU